AUGACUUCAAACGAAGGGGCAGCUGGACGCCGGGGAUUACCGAAGAUUCAGACGGACAAGAGUCAUGACGAAAUAUGUCACGACGACAGCGCGCCAACCGUGAAGGCUCAAACAAUAGACGAGCUUCAUUCGCUGCAGAUGAAGAAGUCAGCUCCUUCUACUCCCACUCCCGACAAGACUCAGGAUGUUGCUUUUGCUCCUCCGUCUGGCCAAGAACGUCAGAAACAGCAGCUGCAGUCCAUCAGUGCUUCUCUAGCAUCGCUGACGAGAGGAUAUGGACCCAAACUGGUGAAAGGAGACCCAGCCAGAAAGGCCGAAACUGCAGGGGUUUCACACGUAACCCAACACCCUGCCCAUGGCACCCCAACCAUAAGCGUUAGUGACAGUUCCUUGAAAUUCACUCACAUCCUCUACAACCUCUCUCCCGCUGAGUUAUACGAGCAGGCGAUCAAGUAUGAAAAAGGGUCAUUUAUUACGUCUACUGGUGCACUGGCAACGCUUUCUGGUGCCAAGACUGGACGUUCCCCUAAGGAUAAACGUGUCGUUAAAGAUGAGACUACACAUGAUGACCUUUGGUGGGGAAAGGGAUCGCCAAAUAUUGAGAUGGAUGAGCAGACAUUCAUGGUCAAUAGAGAAAGGGCUGUGGAUUAUUUGAAUUCUUUAGAGAAGGUCUUUGUCAAUGAUCAAUUUCUAAACUGGGAUCCUCAGAAUCGCAUCAAAGUCCGAAUUGUUUCUGCCAGAGCUUAUCAUUCCUUGUUUAUGCAUAACAUGUGUAUCCGACCCACAACUGAAGAGCUGGAAAACUUUGGUACUCCGGACUUCACUAUAUAUAAUGCUGGACAGUUUCCCUGUAAUCGUUAUACCCACUAUAUGACAUCGUCUACUAGCAUAGAUUUAAACCUGGCUAGAAGGGAAAUGGUCAUCCUCGGUACCCAGUAUGCUGGGGAAAUGAAGAAAGGCCUAUUCAGUGUCAUGCAUUAUCUCAUGCCUAAACGUCAAAUCCUCUCCUUACACUCUGGUAGCAAUAUGGGCAAAGAUGGAGAUGUUGCCCUCUUCUUUGGAUUGUCAGGGACCGGAAAGACUACUCUGUCUACUGAUCACAAUCGAUUUUUAAUUGGAGAUGAUGAACACUGUUGGAGUGACACUGGGGUGUCUAACAUUGAAGGUGGUUGUUAUGCCAAAUGCAUUGAUCUAUCAAGGGAGAAGGAGCCUGACAUCUGGAACGCUAUUAAGUUUGGGACUGUGCUGGAGAAUGUGGUGUUCGAAGAGCAUACAAGAGAAGUGGAUUAUACAGAUAAAUCUGUCACAGAAAAUACCCGUGCAGCCUAUCCCAUUGAAUUCAUUCCUAACGCAAAACUUCCAUGUGUUGGCCCACACCCAAAGAACGUCAUACUCUUGGCUUGUGAUGCCUUCGGUGUUCUUCCCCCUGUGAGCAAGCUGAGCUUGGCACAGACCAUGUACCAUUUCAUCAGCGGCUACACUGCUCUGGUUGCAGGCACGGAGGAUGGCAUAAAAGAGCCCCAGGCUACAUUUUCUGCAUGCUUUGGCGCAGCAUUUAUCAUGUUGCAUCCUACUAAGUAUGCUGCAAUGUUGGCUGAAAAGAUGCAGAAACACGGUGCAACAGGGUGGCUCGUCAACACUGGUUGGUCGGGAGGAAGAUACGGUGUAGGAAGCCGUAUAAAGUUGGCGCAUACACGGAAAAUAAUUGAUGCCAUACACUCAGGAAGUCUUUUGAAUGCAAAUUACAAAAAGACUAAGGUGUUUGGGCUUGAAAUUCCAUCCGAGAUUGAGGGAGUGCCUUCUGAUAUUCUGGAUCCCGUGAACACUUGGUCCGACAAGGAUGCUUAUAAUGAAACACUGCUGAAGCUAGCUGGCCUUUUCAAGAACAACUUUGAAGUAUUCGUGAGCCACAAGAUCGGGAUAGAUAACAACUUGGCAGAAGAGAUUUUGGCUGCUGGUCCUGUAUUCUAACAUGUUGUUGGAAGAAAUGAGUACUGGAACCUCAUAUGUAUGAAUAGAAAAAAAGCUACAAUUGAUGCAAAUAAGUAGCUAGUAGUCCUAUUCCCUUCCCAUUUUGUGAGACAAGAG
Coffea eugenioides is the source of this 2088-nucleotide messenger RNA. Its product is annotated as phosphoenolpyruvate carboxykinase (ATP)-like. The transcript has 12 exons. Gene Ontology annotation, cellular component: cytosol. Gene Ontology annotation, molecular function: phosphoenolpyruvate carboxykinase (ATP) activity; ATP binding. The coding region runs from base 1 to 1971 and encodes 656 amino acids. NCBI's taxonomy places the organism in Eukaryota, Viridiplantae, Streptophyta, Magnoliopsida, Gentianales, Rubiaceae. Gene Ontology annotation, biological process: gluconeogenesis. The record is from RefSeq and is a predicted model, not a curated record.